Molecule: messenger RNA, 381 nt
Organism: Candida tropicalis MYA-3404
Lineage: Eukaryota; Fungi; Ascomycota; Pichiomycetes; Serinales; Debaryomycetaceae
Exons: 1
Coding region: 1-381 (126 amino acids)
Source: RefSeq, a predicted model, not a curated record
AUGGGUCACCAUGCAUCCAAACAUAAGAACAAGUCUUCUGGAACCAAGACUACUUCUAGAUUAAGUUCAUCAUCAAAACCUACUAAAUCUACAUCAAUAUCCAAUUCAAAAUCGGGAUCAGUUCCAAAACCAACAUCAACAUCAACAUUAACGUCGUCUCAAAAAUUCACUAAAGAAAGUAGACUAUUAGGUAGUAAAGAUAACGAAGAUAUUUCCAAUGGAAUUAAUAAUAAUAACAAUAAUAAUAUACCAAUGAAUGCAAGAGAAGCACUGGCUAGAGCAGCUGAAGAAAGAUAUAAGAAAUUACAAGAACAAAAAAUGGGUCAAAGUGAUAGAUUACGAGCUAAAGCCAAACAAAGUAAAAAUGAUAAAGGUUUAUAG